UUUUUUUUUUUUUUUUUUUUUUUUCAUUUUGAUCUAUUUUUUCUCUCUCUCUCUCUCUCUUUCUCUCCCUCUCUCUCUUUCUAACAACAACAAUGGCGGAUUACACGGAUAUUGAUUUCGACUCGCAGCAGCCGCUCGACGACUUUGACUUUGUGGACGAGACGGUCGUCGGCUCAAAGUACCAGUCGCAGCACAGCCAGCACGACGCACCGCCGGAAUCCGAGUGGUUCCAUGGCCCGUCCGGUCGCGAGGAAGCCGAGAAGGUCUUGCUCAAGAAGGGUCGCGAGGGCUCGUACCUCAUCCGCGAGUCUGUGCGCGACCCUGGCGAUUACUCGCUUUCCUUCCGGAUUUCAACCGGAAUCAAGCACUUCAAGAUCAUCAACGAUUGGGGUGACUUUUACAUUGGCGGCCGCCGCUUCCACUCGCUCGGCGAUCUGAUCAGCUACUACAUGGGCACGUUCUUGACUGGCAAUCUCUGCCUCAAGUACCCUGUUCCCCCGGAAACGGCCUCGAGCAACGUUUCGGGCCUCCGCAACACAGUCCUCGCGCUGUACAACUACACCAAGUCGUCCACCGACGAACUCUCCUUCGUCCAAGGCGAUGUUCUUGCCGUCCUCAACAACGACGAUCCCAGCUGGUGGUGGGCGCGCAUCGAGACUGGCCCUGCUGCUGGUUCCGUCGGUUUUAUUCCGAGUACACUUGUCCAACUGAUUGAGAAGGUCGUGCCGCCCCGCGAAAAGUGGUUCCACGGCAAGAUCCCUCGCAAGGAUGCCGAGACGAUGCUUGUGCAGCAGGCUCAUGAUGGCGCCUUCCUUGUUCGCGAGAGUGAAAACCAGCCUGGCGACUUUUCGUUGUCCUUCCGUGUCGGCAACGUGGUCAAGCACUUCCGUAUCGAAUCGUCUGGCCGUCAAUACCUCUGCGGUGGCCGCACCUUCUCUUCGAUUGACGAUGUCAUUGCCCGCUAUCUCCGCGAGCCCCUUACGGACAACCGCACGCUGGUGGAGCCCUUCCCUCCGCAAGCCAAGGUCGAGUCUAUUUAUGCCGCGGUCGACCGCCCCGCCGUGAUGCAGGUCGCGCAGCAGAUUGCCAAGCAGAUGACGCCGCAGUUUGCCGCGCCGCCGCCAGUACCGUCGCGUCCUCAGGCGGGUUCGACCACCACAACGCGCGCCACGACGUACAACCGAUGCGGCUACCUCGUGCGCAAGUCCCGCAAAUCCAACAAGAAGUGGAAGAAGCUGUACUUUGCGCUCAUGGGUGCGAAAAAGCGUUUGUACUUUUUCGAGUCUGAGAACGCCCUUCGCCCCAAGGGUAUCGUUGAUUUGACCAUGUCGACAGUCCAUUCGCUGCACUCGACCUUCUUUGGCCGCCCGAACUGCUUCCAGAUCAUCACCAACACGAUCGACGCGCUGAAAACGUACUACCUGUGCGCAAACACGGAAGACGAGCAGCAAGGCUGGCUGGACUCGCUCAAAGAGUUUUGUGGCCACGACUCGGGCCGUCGCCCCGUCCCUGGUGAAGAAGCCAUUGAAAUUAAGAGCUUGCAGCUCGGCGUCAUGGAGGCCCGCGACCUGCCCUCCAAGAUUUCGCAUCCGUACUGCCUCAUCAGCCUCGACAACGUCAACCAGGCACGCACGCAGAUCAAGACUCGCGCCCAGCCAAUGUGGGUCGAGGAGUUUACCUUUGAUGACAUUCCGGCCUCGUGCUCGACCGCCUCCAUCGUCGUCAUCAACAAGAACAAGCUGCAAAAGGACGUGGAGAUGGCCAAGUUUGUGCUCGACCUCGACAAGGUUCGCGGCGACAAGCCCGUUGAGGCCUGGUACGACCUCAAGUCCAUGGACGACAAGGACAAGGAAAAGCUCGGUGGCAUCCGCAUCAAGGCGCGCUUCAGCAACGAGCUCAUUCUUCCUUUCAGCGAGUAUCUUGACAUCAAGUCACUGUUGAUGCAUCCCGACAUGCAGGCCAUCCAGGCCAUCGGAAGCGUCGGCAAGGAGCGCGAGGAGGUUGCCAAGACGCUCCUUCGCAUCUUCCAAGCCGACAACGCGGCCACCGAGCUCGUUCGCAGCCUCAACCGACUUGAGGUGAACUCGACAGACGACCCGAAUACCAUUUUCCGUGGUAAUUCUCUGGCCACCAAGACCAUGGAUCAGUUUAUGAAGAUGACUGCUAUCAGCUACCUUCACGGCAUCAUUGGCGACAUUGUGAAGGAGAUUUUCGAAGACAAGCAUUCCUGCGAGAUGGAUCCCACUCGUCUGCCCAAGGGAACGGACUCGAAAGACAAUCUGAAGCGCCUGCUCCAUUGGCUCCAAUCGAUUUGGGACGCUGUUCAAAAGUCUAUUGACGACUGCCCGACUGAGCUUCGCGUUGCCUUCCAUAGUUUGCAGCAGGAUGUCGUGUCUCGUUUCCCCCAAGAUCAAGUGGUCAGGUAUUCUGCCGUCAGUGGUUUUAUCUUCCUCCGUCUUAUCUGCCCUGCCAUUCUCAAUCCCAAGCUGUUCAACAUGAUGGCUGAUCAUCCUUCCGAGCAAACGUCGCGCUCUCUGACACUGAUUGCCAAGUCCAUUCAAAAUCUUGCCAACUUGGUCGAAUUCAAGUCCAAGGAGCAGUUUAUGACGCCAGUGAACGACUUUAUUGUUCACAACCGAGACGCCAUGAAGCGUUUUAUCGAUCAACUUUCGACCAUGCCCGAGUAUCCCAAAUCGUUCGCCCGAGUUGCUCCAGUCAACCCCGCUCGCGAGUUGGCCUCCAUCUAUCGCUACAUUGUGCGCAACAAGGAAGCUGUGCAGAAAUACGGCGUGGACAACCCGAGCGCCGCGUCUGUCACGGAUGCCCUUAUUUCGACUUGCAACCGCAUCGCCAAUCGCGAAAAGUCGUACAUGAACACGGAGCCCACCUAUCAGAACUUCUCCAACUAAGCGUUGCCGUGUGAUCUUUGCCCUGCAACGUCUUUUGUCCCAGAGUUUGGUUUCAUGUGGAGCAAGAGUGUUAGUUUUGGGCGGCAUGUGUGUGCAUUGUUCCGCGACUGUCCCAUCUUUUUGUUUCUUUUGUCUUGCUUCUUGUCGUCCAUUGGUCUUGUUUUGCUUCUGUUUUACUGUCAUGUGAUGUUCAAAUGCAACGGGUUUUUCCCCCA
Messenger RNA from Capsaspora owczarzaki ATCC 30864, 3124 nucleotides. RefSeq lists its product as hypothetical. Gene Ontology annotation, biological process: regulation of GTPase activity. The transcript is spliced from 11 exons. Gene Ontology annotation, molecular function: protein binding. The coding region runs from base 93 to 2909 and encodes 938 amino acids. NCBI's taxonomy places the organism in Eukaryota, Filasterea, Ministeriida, Capsasporidae. The record is from RefSeq and is a predicted model, not a curated record.